ACUGAUCGAGGGCAUUCUCGACUUAAUGCUAAAAAUUUAACUAGCUGGACCUACCCAAUCCGCUUCUUCAGUGCUUUACUUUCUUCUUCCACUAUCACAGCUUUCAUCUGUAAUGGCGUUCUCGGUGGUUUCGACUCCGGCGCAGUUCCACCUACCAAAGAAGCUUACGUUCCGGAUUCGCUGCUGCGCGGCUUCUUCGGUUUCGACCCGAUCAGAGUCGACCCGGUUCGAUUUGAAAACGUACUGGACGACGCUGAUCGCCGAUAUCAACAGCAAGCUUAACGAGGCGGUUCCGGUUCGGUACCCGGAGCUGAUCUACGAGUCCAUGCGCUAUUCUGUUCUCGCCGACGGCGCCAAGAGGGCUUCUCCGGUCAUGUGCGUCGCCGCCUGUGAGCUCUUCGGUGGUGACCGCCUCGCCGCCUUCCCAACGGCAUGUGCUCUCGAAAUGGUACAUGCAGCUUCACUCAUACACGAUGAUCUUCCCUGCAUGGAUGACGACUCGUCUCGUCGAGGGCAGCCUUCCAAUCACACAGUCUACGGCGAAGACAUGGCGAUUCUUGCCGGCGAUGCUCUGUUUCCUUUGGGAUUUCAGCAUAUUGUGUCGAACACGCCUUCAAAUCUUGUGCCAGAGGCUCGACUUCUGCGUGUGAUCACAGAGAUUGCGAGGACUGUUGGGUCCACCGGCAUGGCGGCUGGUCAGUUCCUUGAUCUGGAAGGUGGGCCUAAUGCGGUUGAGUUUGUGCAAGAGAAGAAGUUUGGGGAAAUGGGUGAGUGUUCUGCUGUCUGUGGAGGACUGCUGGCUGGUGCCGAAGAUGAGGAGGUAGAUAGACUGAGGAGGUAUGGGAGAGCUGUUGGGGUUUUGUAUCAAGUGGUUGAUGAUAUUCUUGAGGAGAAGAAGAAUGGUAAGGAUGAGAAUGAGAAGAAGGAGAAGAAAGGGAAGAGCUAUGUGAAAGUUUAUGGGGUUGAGAAGGCUAUGGAGGUAGCAGAGAGGCUUAGAGCUCAAGCUAAGCAGGAAUUAGAUGGGUUUGAGAAGUAUGGUGAUGGUGUGGUGCCACUUCAUAGCUUUGUGGAUUAUGCUGUUGAUCGAAGUUUUACUCUUUAAACGACUCAAGUGGAUGAAAUAUGAUGAUAUACAGAGCCAUUACCAUUACCAUGAUAUGAAAUUGAUUUUGUGUUUUGUGUGAACUUGUUUUUACAUUUUGUAUAAACCUUGCAAUUGCAUUGUUAAUGUGGGAUGGACCUGUAGCUUAGUGAUAGAAGGCAUUGAUGCGUAAAAUCAUUC
Messenger RNA from Fragaria vesca subsp. vesca, 1282 nucleotides. RefSeq names its product heterodimeric geranylgeranyl pyrophosphate synthase small subunit, chloroplastic-like. Gene Ontology annotation, biological process: isoprenoid biosynthetic process. Bases 113 to 1102 code for a protein of 329 amino acids. Gene Ontology annotation, molecular function: prenyltransferase activity. Lineage: Eukaryota; Viridiplantae; Streptophyta; Magnoliopsida; Rosales; Rosaceae. The record is from RefSeq and is a predicted model, not a curated record. The transcript has 2 exons.